CUUUCUCAUGUGAACACUUGAGAUGUGUUGUUUGAUUACAACAGUAUUUGAUAGUGAUACCGUAGUGCUAUACACUCUAGCUACUAUUUGCCACUGCCUUUGGUUUGUACUGCGAAUCUGUGACCCAAAGAUACCACGCAUCUCGUAUUCAGGAUCGAGCGGAAGCCCGUUGGCGUACUUGACACUACUGCUCAUAGAAGCACUUUUCAAUUGCUAGAUGGAAUGGUUCGUAUCUGGCGAUGGACGGAUUUCCUGGUUCUCUUUAACUAAUGGGCAGCACAUGUGCUUAGCGGCAAAAGUCACGGUCUCAUCCAAUCCGCACUUCUUGAACAUCUUUCUUGGCCACUGGAAUUUCGGUUGUUAAUUCUUCUGAUAAUGACCUAGCUUUCGAAGUCAGUGUUCUUGAGCAGUAUAGCGAAAUUUCUUCAACAUAGUCGUUGUGGACAACUUCUUCCAGAGCGUUUAGUCAGACCGAAAAGAGAAACGUCUAUAUAUCCACAAAU
Messenger RNA from Truncatella angustata, 503 nucleotides. RefSeq lists its product as uncharacterized. NCBI's taxonomy places the organism in Eukaryota, Fungi, Ascomycota, Sordariomycetes, Amphisphaeriales, Sporocadaceae. The record is from RefSeq and is a predicted model, not a curated record. Bases 23 to 217 code for a protein of 64 amino acids. The transcript has a single exon.